Eptesicus fuscus (big brown bat) is the source of this 1839-nucleotide messenger RNA. It is a transcript of the gene FKBP8, whose product is annotated as FKBP prolyl isomerase 8. The transcript is spliced from 9 exons. The record is from RefSeq and is a predicted model, not a curated record. Lineage: Eukaryota; Metazoa; Chordata; Mammalia; Chiroptera; Vespertilionidae. Bases 169 to 1404 code for a protein of 411 amino acids. Gene Ontology annotation, molecular function: peptidyl-prolyl cis-trans isomerase activity; protein binding.
GAGCCUAGUUCCCGAGGCGCGGCGGCCGCGGCUGGGGGCGGGGAGGGGGGCGCAGGACCCCAAGAGGGGGUCCCGGAACCGGAGGCACGUGUCCCGGGGCGCUGGCAGGGCCGCGCCGGCCGGGAGCGCUGACCGGGCCCUAGGGCCAGUUCCCAUCCCCCCAGCAGCAUGGCAUCCUGUGCUGAGCCCUCUGCCAUGGGCCCUGAGCCUGCUGCCCCACCACCUGCUGGGGUUCCACCGCUUGAGGACUUCGAAGUGCUAGAUGGGGUGGAAGAUACAGAGGGCGAGGAGGAAGAAGAGGAGAACCUGAGUGAGCUGCGACCACUAGAGGACAUGGGACAGCCCCCACUGGAGGAGACUGAACAGCCAGGGGCCCUGGCCCGAGAGUUCCUGGCUGCCAUGGAGCCUGAGCCCGAGCCUGCUCCAGCCCCGGACGAGUGGCUGGACAUCCUGGGGAAUGGGCUGCUGAGGAAGAAGACGCUGGUCCCAGGCCCACCCGGCUCAAGUCGCCCGGCCAAGGGCCAGGUGGUCACAGUGCAACUGCAGACGUCACUGGAGAACGGCACACGGGUGCAGGAGGAGCCAGAGCUGGUGUUCACCCUGGGUGACUGUGACGUCAUCCAGGCCCUGGAUCUCAGUGUCCCACUCAUGGAUGUGGGGGAGACUGCUAUGGUCACUGCUGAUUCCAAGUACUGCUAUGGCCCCCAGGGCAGCAGGAGCCCAUACAUCCCCCCUCAUGCGGCCCUGUGCCUGGAGGUGACCCUGAAGACAGCUGUGGAUGGACCUGAUCUGGAGAUGCUCACAGGGCAGGAACGUGUGGCACUGGCCAACCGGAAGCGGGAGUGCGGCAAUGCUCACUACCAGCGGGCUGACUUUGUGCUGGCUGCCAACUCCUAUGACCUCGCCAUCAAGGCCAUUACUUCCAGCGCCAAAGUGGACAUGACCUUUGAGGAGGAGGAGCAGCUUCUGCAGCUGAAGGUGAAGUGUCUGAACAACCUGGCAGCCUCGCAGCUGAAGCUAGACCACUACCGGGCCGCACUGCGUUCCUGUAGCCUCGUGCUUGAGCACCAGCCUGACAACAUCAAGGCGCUCUUCCGCAAGGGCAAGGUACUGGCCCAGCAAGGGGAGUACAGCGAGGCCAUACCCAUCCUGAGGGCGGCCCUGAAGCUGGAACCUUCCAACAAGACAAUCCACGCGGAGCUCUCGAAGCUAGUGAAAAAGCACGCGGCCCAGCGGAGCACAGAGACCGCCCUGUACCGGAAAAUGCUGGGCAACCCCAGCCGGCUGCCUGCUAAGUGUCCUGGCAAGGGUGCCUGGUCCAUCCCAUGGAAGUGGCUGUUUGGAGCAACUGCUGUUGCCCUUGGGGGCGUGGCUCUCUCUGUGGUCAUCGCUGCCAGGAACUGACUGCCAGGUGGCCGCUACCCCUUCUGAGCACCGUGGACCCCACCCCGCACUCCCUAACUCUCCCAGGCUCCCUGUCCACUACCCUUUCUGGCCUAGCCCCCCUCCUCUGGGGCAGGGACAGUGAGGUUUGAGGGUUGCAUGGCCCAGUGAGCAGGAGGGACUGAGGCCCUACAGGAGGAAAUGAGGCAGGGCCCAGGCCCCAUGUCCAGCCGGGAAGGAGGGGGCCCUUAUUCCUCCAGACCCAAUUCCUACCCUCCCACUCCCCCCUGGGUUAGGUCUCAACAGGGGCCUGCCUCAGUUUCUCCUUCCCAAGGCCUCAGGGCAGCCCUUCCCCCAUCCAGUUCCUGUACAAUUGCCAGCCUCUCCUGCCUAGCCUGCUGCCCUCUGUCCAGGCUCCCCCACCGCCCCAAGUGAAAUAAAGCCUCCCAUCCUGCA